AUGAGGCAUUGCGUUAGCAUGACAUCCAGACUCGUGUUUUUCUACUUAGUCGUUUCGGUGUUUUGCAGUCGCAUUUAUGCCGCAAACACUUGCUUAGAAAGUAUAUUAGAUUCAAAUGGUAUUGGUAUGGAAGAUGGGACUGUACCUCUCAAGAAACGUGAUGAUAAGGGAUGUGUCGUCACCACAAUAGGUUCGAUUAUGGCCACUGGCGUCAGAUUUGCUGGUAUCAACUCAACCGUCUACACUUCAUGGACUGGUUCUUUUACUAAUACUUUCUCCACCGAUAUCACAACUUUCACCGGAUCCGAUGGUAUUCCAACCACCGAAACUGUCUACUACGCGGAAAGCCCAGUUGUGGGCGUGAACUCCACUACCACUAUGGGAUGGACUGGAAUGUUCACUAGCACCUACUCCACUGAGUUGACUACGUUCACCGGAUCUGACGGUAUUCCAACCACCGAAACCGUCUACUACGUGGAAACCUCAGUUGUGGGCGUGAACUCCACUACAACUACGGGAUGGACUGGAAUGUUCACUAGCACCUACUCCACUGAUAUCACCACUUUCACCGGAUCUGAUGGUAUUCCAACCACCGAGACUGUCUACUAUGUGGAGACUACAGGCAUGGGCGUGAACUCUACAAGAAUCCCUGGACGCACUGCAUCUUUCAUAAGUACCCUCUCAACUGACAUAACCACAUUCACUGGAUCGGAUAGUAUUCCAACUACCGAGACUAUUUCCUAUGCCGAAACCCCAGUUGUGAGCGUGCACUCCACCGUCUACACUCCAUGGACUGGUGCUUCGACCUCGACUUUCUCGGCUGAUGUCGCUACCUUAACUGGAUCUGACGGAAUCCCAACCACCGAGACCGUUUACUAUGUUGAGACCCCAACUGGUGCUUCGACUGUGUAUACCAGAUGGACCGGCUUGGCCACAUCAACAUACUCAACUGAACUGUCGACAAUUACAGGAACUGACGGCAUGCCAACUACACAAACAGUUUAUUAUGUUGAGACUCCGAUGUCAGGACUUUACUCAAAUAGCACUACAAAGAGCGCCAAGCCUGGAAGCUCAAUACCCGCUAGCUCUGAAGGGAAUGCUGCUGUGACUUCCAGCGCUGCCGCUUCAUCACUUUCUUCCGGCGACCCUGGCACUCUUUCGACUGUUAAAACAUCUCCGUGGUCCAGCACCACUCCUUCAGGAUCUGCCAAGUCACAAUCUUCUGCGGAGAAACCAGCUACGCCCUUUUCGAUGUCUACUAUUUCUUCCGAACCUGUGCCUACUGUGACGGGCCAAACAAGCUCUAACUCUUUUACUGAAGAUGUAACUGAGACAGAAAUAGUGACGAGUGCUGCUCCUCUUGUCCCAACGCGCUCUAACAGCAUGAACGUAUUAUCCGGAACCUCAAACUCCAACACAGCUACCAAUAGUGAAUCUGCUGCUAUUUCGGAAUCGAAGGUUGGAAAUACAGCUACUAUUUUAGGUGGGUCUAAUAUCGACUCAGCAGGCACACCAGUUGGCUCUCCAGUUGGCACACCGGCAGGCUCUCCAGUUGGCUCUCCAGUUGGCACACCAGUUGGCACACCAGCAGGCUCUCCAACGCCCGACAGUCCAACCGCCGUACCAAACUCAAACAAUGGUUACGACGGCAAUUGUAGCCCAGGUGAACCUUCCACCACCGCAAAUCCUGCCAUUAACCAAGGUUCUCCACAUAACAGUGAUGAAAAUCCAUCAAGCUCUAGCGAGCAAAGUAUCAAUAGUUUUGCUUCGAUAACAGCAGGAUUUGGUCUUCAAUCACAACCUGGCGACCAAACCACCACGGUUUCUCCCUCAACUUCUCCAACACAAAUUUCCGGCUCUUUUUCGGCUUCAUCCUCGAGUGCUACUUUCUCAGUUUCAACGUAUGAAGGUGCUGCUCAGAAGCUUGGACUUGGGUUUCUACUUGCACUGCCCUUGGCGUUAAUCUAG
Messenger RNA from Lachancea nothofagi CBS 11611, 1968 nucleotides. Lineage: Eukaryota; Fungi; Ascomycota; Saccharomycetes; Saccharomycetales; Saccharomycetaceae. The record is from the annotation of a GenBank genome assembly.